AUGGCCAACCCACUCGACACCGACGCGGGCUCUGAGCUCUUCAGCACCUACGAAGCCGAGCUGAGGCUGGUCCAGGCAGACGUGAACCAGAAACUGGACCAGAUUCCCGAACUCCAGGGGGAGGAGAGGAAAGCUGCAAUCCGGGGCGCGGAAAGGGCUAUUGACGAGGCCAAAGAGUUGCUCGACCAGAUGAACCUGGAGAAAUCCAACAUCCCGACCUCGCAACGGAGUAAAGUGAACUCCCGCUUCCGCAACCACCAGUCCGACAUCGACUCCCUGCAGCGGAAACUGAAAUCGCUCGCCGACUCGGACCGCAAACAGCUCUUCGGCGACAGGUACACGGAUGACCCCGAAGCCGGUGGUGGUGGUCCCAGAGACGCGCAGCUCGAACAGCGCCAGCAGCUCCUGUCCGGCACCGAGCGACUGGGGCGCAGUUCCGACCGGUUAAGAGAGUCGCAGCGGAUAGCGCUGGAGACGGAACAGAUUGGCGCAUCGACGCUGGCGGAUCUCCAUCAACAGCGGAAUGUGAUUGAAAACACGCAUCGGAAUCUGUUGCAGAGUGAAGGUUACGUGGAUCGGAGCGUCAAGACCCUGAGAGGCAUGGCGCGCAGAAUGGCUACGAAUCGCGUGAUUACCAUCGCCAUUAUUACUGUGCUUGUGCUGCUCAUUAUCGGUGUAAUAUACAGCAAGUUCAAGUGA
Fonsecaea multimorphosa CBS 102226 is the source of this 699-nucleotide messenger RNA. RefSeq lists its product as uncharacterized. Gene Ontology annotation, molecular function: SNARE binding; SNAP receptor activity. Gene Ontology annotation, biological process: intra-Golgi vesicle-mediated transport; Golgi to vacuole transport; macroautophagy. Gene Ontology annotation, cellular component: endoplasmic reticulum membrane; ER to Golgi transport vesicle membrane; Golgi apparatus. Lineage: Eukaryota; Fungi; Ascomycota; Eurotiomycetes; Chaetothyriales; Herpotrichiellaceae. The record is from RefSeq and is a predicted model, not a curated record. The transcript has 3 exons. The coding region runs from base 1 to 699 and encodes 232 amino acids.